Messenger RNA from Phialemonium atrogriseum, 1740 nucleotides. RefSeq names its product cytochrome P450. The record is from RefSeq and is a predicted model, not a curated record. The transcript is spliced from 6 exons. Lineage: Eukaryota; Fungi; Ascomycota; Sordariomycetes; Cephalothecales; Cephalothecaceae. Gene Ontology annotation, molecular function: iron ion binding; heme binding; monooxygenase activity. The coding region runs from base 147 to 1730 and encodes 527 amino acids.
AUAACGCGAUGAGUCAGACGCCGAGAAACCUUGUUGGUCGUCUACAUUAGACAGUCUCAUUACACAACUUGCGUUCCACCUAAUUAGUGACUUGCGUUUCAACCUUCUCGCCUGUGGCCCUCUUAGAUCCCAAUUCUACGUGGAGCAUGAAGAUAGAACAUCUCAUCCCAGACGACCCCAGCUUGCUGGCCCAGUGGGCGGCGCUUGCAGUCCUCUCCUUGAUCGCGUACUGGGUCCUUCGAUACUGCGGAGUGUGGAUCUUGGAGACUAUCACGCAGAAUGUGCUCGCAGCCAUCAACCCCGGCGUCUUGCGACAAGGGAAGCCCAUCUCGGGUCCCAAGUGGACGAUUCCCAACGGCCAGGUCAUUGAUAAACUGCUGAACGGGCAGGCAAAAUCGGAGGAGUGGCGCAAGUACGGCCCCGUGUAUCGGGUCUGGGCCGGGUCACAUCCCGAAAUCGUCAUCACUACCCCAGAAGACCUGAAAAUCUUUCACUCAGACUCGGACAAGCAUGGCAAACCGCUGUAUCAGAACCUCGGCUGGUUCGUUGGCCAAGUCCUCGGGCGCUGCGUAGGCCUCCUCGAGGGCGACGAGUGGAGGCACAGACGACAGAUCUUUGACCCGCCCUUCCGGCACGCCGCGAGCAUCGCUCGGAUCGGCGUCACCGAGAGCGCUGCCAAGGCAUUCGUAGAGAGCCUACCUUCCCUGGCCGCCGCCGCAGACGGGGCCGCCUCCGACAGCAAGCCUGGAGCGGAAAGGGAGAAGAAGGGCGACAACAAGGAACCCUUCACCCUCCACGCCGUGUCUGCCUUUAUGAAAUUCCCCUUCUACCUCGCGGCCGGUGUUGUCUAUGGCGACAUGACCGACGAGGAAGAGCGGGAACUAUGGGAUCUGGCGCAGAAGCACAUGGCGCUGCUGCCCUACUUCGUGAUUGGAGGCCCCUAUCGGCUGUCGGCGGGGAGGUGGGUGGAUCGUACGGCUUACCGGAAGCUCAAUGAGUACCUAGUAGGUUGGCGCAAUUGCCACGAACGCAUGGUGGAAAGGAGACGUGCAACGGGGGUCAGCGUACCCUUGUUAUCGUAUUGGGACGAGUAUGAGGCUGGCAAUAUCACGUUGGACGAACUCCUACAUACCAUGGACGAGAUGCUCAUGGCCAACCUCGACGUAACCACGCACGUGCUUACCUGGUGCAUCACGUUGGUCGCCGAUCACGACGACGCCCAGCGGGAGCUGCGCGAGGAGAUUGCGGCCAACAAGCACAAUUUCCACGAAUAUCUGACCAGGAGCGAUACGCAUUUGCACCGAUGCUUCUAUGAAUCGCUGCGUUUGCGCCCACUAGCAGUCUUCAACAUCGGCGCGAGCGCACCAUCGGUCAAGAACUUCCACGGUGUUCUGGUGAAGCCAAACACCAUGGUCCUGGUGGAUGUGCUGGCGAUCAAUGUGCGCAACAAGUUUUGGGGCCCCGACAGUGCAUCUUUCGACCCGUCUCGAUUCAAAAACAUCAAGCAGUCAGACCUCCGCUACAACCUUACCGUAUUCGGUUUCGGCCACCGCAAGUGUCUGGGACAAUACCUCGGCGCACACAUGAUUAAGGCGGCCGUCGCCCACCUAUUCGACCAGUACGAGAUCCUCGUCACGGAUGGACGGAAGGCUGAUGGGAAUUAUAAGAUCCACAAGGAGUCGUGGGUCCCUAUGGCAGAUGUCAGGGUGCAGCUGACCAAGUUGGGUUGAUUAGCAUGAG